AUGCCGCUUUUAACUUGCUCAGACGGUGGUCCCAAGUGCAUCAACAUCGAGUCAGCGACAGCACUCAAGCCGGACCCCGGCACUGAAGCCGACGUCGAGUUGGACAACAACCCCUUUGCAUUCAUUCCUGGACAUUUUGAUAAGCUGGUCAACCCAAAGUCACUGGCAGCAUUCAGGGCCCUCGGUGGACUGAAGGGCAUCGAGAGAGCCUGCAGGCAAACACAAAGACUAAUAGCCGUCAGUUCCAAUGUCAGCUUUGGACAGGCUACUCGCCUCAAUUCGGACAAGUUGCCUGCUGCUUCGGAGAGGUUGGGCGGAAACGCCUCUGAGCCAUUCGCUGACCGUAUCAGGGUAUAUGGCAAGAAUGUGCUACCGGCCAAAAGGGCAACUCCCUACAAAGACGACGUCAUUAUUCUCCUGAAUGUGGAUGCCAUUAUUUCACUUGCUCUUGGUCUCUACGAAGUGUUUGGUGUCGCCAUCUGCGCCGCUAUCCUCAUUAUGACACUCGUCGGCUCUCUCAACGACUGGCAGAAAGAGAAAGCCUUGGUCAAGCUCAAUGCGAAGAAGGAGAAUCGCGAGGUAAAGGUCUUUCGCUCUGGCAAGUCGUACAUGAUCAGCGUCCACGACGUUGUCGUCGGAGACGUCCUGCACUUGGAGCCGGGCGACCUUGUCCCUUCUUCGGCAACCGGCAAAUCUGAUGCGCUGAAGAAGACGCCCGGCCAUGAGGUCAUGGAGCGGCGCGUGGCUGGCGCGGACCCGAGGAACCUGGACCCGUUUAUCAUCUCUGGCGCAAAGGUGCUCGAGGGUAUGGGCAAGUUUAUGGUGACCUCGGUUGGUGUCAACUCCAGCUUCGGCAAGAUCAUGAUGUCGGUUCGCACGAAGAUCGAGGCUACACUUCUGCAGAAGAAGCUGGAGGGUCUGGCCGUCGCGAUCGCCAAGAUCGGUGGUAGCUCUGCUGCCCUCCUCCUCUUCGUUAACACGGAUUCGACGGCUGUCAAGGCCUCUCAGUUUAUGGACAUUCUCAUAGUUGCUAUCACCAUCAUUGUCGUGGCCCUUCUCGAGGGUUUGCCCUUGGCAGUCACUCUUGCUCUAGCCAUCACAACAAAGCGUAUGCUCAAGGAGAACAACGUCUUACGCGUCCUGCGCGCGUGCGAGACUAUGGGUAACGCGACUACUAUCUGCUCGGAUAAGACCGGCACAUUGACGACGAACAAGAUGACCGUCACUCUACUGCUUUCGAGGGUGUGGAGAACGGCCAGUUUGCGUUCAUCGGUUCCAAGACUGAGACUGCUCUUCUUGCGAUCACCUUGGCAUGCAAUCGCUCCCCGAGGCCCGCGCCAAUGA
Molecule: messenger RNA, 1344 nt
Organism: Microdochium trichocladiopsis
Lineage: Eukaryota; Fungi; Ascomycota; Sordariomycetes; Xylariales; Microdochiaceae
Product: E1-E2 ATPase-domain-containing protein
Exons: 8
Coding region: 1-1344 (447 amino acids)
Biological process (GO): intracellular calcium ion homeostasis
Cellular component (GO): intracellular membrane-bounded organelle
Molecular function (GO): P-type calcium transporter activity
Source: RefSeq, a predicted model, not a curated record